Molecule: messenger RNA, 2618 nt
Organism: Aplysia californica (California sea hare)
Lineage: Eukaryota; Metazoa; Mollusca; Gastropoda; Aplysiida; Aplysiidae
Product: serine/threonine-protein kinase SBK1
Exons: 1
Coding region: 458-1807 (449 amino acids)
Biological process (GO): peptidyl-threonine phosphorylation; peptidyl-serine phosphorylation
Molecular function (GO): ATP binding; protein serine/threonine kinase activity
Source: RefSeq, a predicted model, not a curated record
UUGUUCACGCAUUGUUUCUCCGUUUCUGUUCACAGAUGUGUGGUCAGAGAACUGCAAGCGGGGAGGUUAUGCCUAGGUCGUGAGAUCCAGUGGCUGAAAGUGGCGCUUUGUUUGCUGAUCUGAGACCCUAGCACGAGCAACAGUCAAUAGACAGCGUCUACGGGGUUGCCUUGACGCCGAAUUUCUACCCUACGUACAUUGUGACUGGACAAACAUGAUCAACGUCUCUGCGACUCAGCUGCUCUUUGGGCGUUGCCAGUCGUCUUUGCUGUGUCGCGAGCUUUCAUGAGACGUGGAUAUAAAUUAUUAUGUAGUGGGGAGAUACUAUUCUAGCACAGCAGAGGGUUUUUUCUACAGCGAAUGAAAAGACACGACACCAUGUUCGCGGGGAAAGCUUUACCGGUUCAUGUCCACCACCCAGGGCAUGCAGAAAUGUGGUGAGGAUGUGACGUGAUCAAUGCAUCAUCUUCACCUUCAGAGUUCCGCCGACGGCUGUCGUCUGAAUCAGUUUGUCACGUUCCUCUACGGCUUCGCCAAGGAGAACUUCACCUCGUCUCGGAGGAGCGGGCAGCCGGUGCAGGAAGUGGGGAGAGGCACGGAGGAGGAAGGAAGGAGCGGAGGAGGAGGAGGAGAGGAGGUUGUUCGGGACAUGGCGCUGCCCUCCCAGAAUGACGUCACCAAACCACCACCGCAAGAGAACAUCCCCGCCACUCUCCUCUCACGCCCGACUUCCUCCCUGCGCUACUCGGGGUCAGAGGAGGAAGUGGCGCGGCCCAGGAGGUCAAAGUCAAGGUCGCCGCGAUGCUCGACGUCGGAGAACCUGCAGAUGCUCAACCUCAGAGAGCACUACGAGAUCGACCGAGAUCUGGGCAGGGGCACCUACGGGAAGGUCGUUCAGGCCACUUGUAAAGACACCGGGACGAAGAUAGCCCUAAAAAUUCUUCCAAAAUCCUCAACGAAACUUCGAGAUUUCCAAAGAGAGUUCAACUUCAGCUAUUAUCUGUCUCCGCACGCAAACAUUGUGGACAGCUACAACGUCGCUUUUGAAACGAGAGCCAGCUACGUGUUUGCUUUGGAGUACGUUCCGAUGGGCGAUUUGUUCGAUUUCAUCCCUCCGCAAAUCGGAAUGUCGGAAGCGAACACGAAACUCGUCAUCCGGCAGAUUUCCUCCGCCGUGGAAUUCAUGCAUAGCAAAAAGCUCGUCCACCGAGACAUCAAACCCGAGAACAUUCUCGUCAUGUGUCCAGAUUUCUCCAGAGUGAAACUGAUGGAUUUCGGCAUGACUCGGCGAGAGGGUGCGAUGGUUCGAAAAACAAAUGGCAGCAUUCCUUACACUCCGCCGGAAGUAUGCGAGGCGGUGAGGAACGAGAGUAUUCUCGUCACCACCGGCGCAGAUGUGUGGGCCACUUCCGUUCUCCUCUUCUGCAUGCUCACCGGAAACUUCCCCUGGGAAAACGCCGACAUCGGGGAUGUAUACUUCAAGGAGUUUAUCCUGUGGCAGAGGCGAAAGACAACCAAAAUACCGUCACAAUGGCGGAAAUUCUCACCCCGAAUACUCAAGUUCUUCCGAAAGACUCUCGACAUCAAACCCAACCGCCGUAGCUCGGCGAAAGAAAUCAGCAAAUACAUUUCCGACCCGUGGUUGAUGCAAGCGACGGACAUCAGCGAGCAGGAGUCCGACUCGGGCACGGAGAGUGAGCAGCAAGUCGACCAGUUAUCGCUAAUGCUGAGGGACCACGGGAUCGACACACGCGUGGACAAACGUCUGCGAGAGAGAAGGAUCUCUGAGUGGCUCCUCUCCUUAUGACUAGCUUCCCGCCGCGCCCUGCUAAAGCCCUUCCUCAUGUUGGUAGAAGUUAUCCUACUGCUAGUACUGCUAGCAGUCGCCGGUCUGCGCGUUCUUCUUGCCAACAGUAACAGCGCUGAGAAUCUUUCCUACACUCUGUUGUUAAGCCUUGGGUUUUUCUUAGGCUUGUGGCCUUUUAUCGCACCCGUGUUGGAGGAGAAGGAGGCGAAGAAUGUUGGACAUCCCACUUCCCUGCCAAGCUCCUAAUGUAUGGCAAUAUUAUCAUUAAUUAAGCUUCUCAAUGCUCCUCUCCAGAAAAUUAUCAAUAAUAAUAUUAUGCAAAAUAGCUAUGUUUUGCAUCGAUGUACAUGUACAUACAAAAGCUAAAUUAUUAUUAUGGUUAUGGUUAUGGGCUAUAGUGUCUCUGUCUGUAAAGAAGACAUCCAAAUCUGAGUGAUAUAAAUUAUAAUGACUGAUGAAGGAAGACUUCUUGUACCGUUCGCAGGACGUCUCAUCCUUGUUGUUGUUGUUGUUAGUGCCAGCAUUACUGCUGCUGUUGUUGCUGUGUUUUGCGCUGUACAUUACAAUAAUUUAUGUUAGCGGGCGGAAGUGACGUUUACUUUUCUCUACAACGACUACAACAUACGUAGCAUGCGUAAGAAGAAAAGUAGACAGCAGUCCCGCACCGAUUGUUAACGUUUGCUCCUCCGUUCCCUGCAUAUGGGCGUGGAGUUUUGUUUGCAUUUUUGGACAUGAGUAGAUUGUAUAUUAUGAAUCACAUGUCAACAUGUCAUCUCUUGCAUGUAUUUCCGUGUCGAUAAAAUAAUUAUAG